CUGGUGGGAGGAGGGUCCAGAUGAAGAAGCUGCUGAAGCUGGACGUUGAUCUUCAUUCUCUGAUCCACCAUGAAGCUGCCUUUGUUGCUGGUUUUUCUUUGGACUCUGACCACCUUCAGUCUGCAGACGGACUCACCUGGUCAGUGUGUCUGUGAGUUCAGGAACUCAGAGCAGAUGUUUCCUCACGACAAGCUGAGAACCGCCGAGAACGAAGCGUCCGACUGCAACAGCAGAGUUUCUCCCUGGAAGACCACUGAGCUCCAGGGUCUCAUGCUGGGUCUGGACCGCCGUCUGGUUCAGCUCCAAGAAGACGUGUCCGUCCUGGAGAAGGAGGAUGAUGGAGAUCUGUACGGAGUCCUCAGCCUGAACGUCAUCCACAACGAGAUGACGGAGAUCAGACUGCUGCUGGACAAACUCAACACAACCACUGAGGAGCAACACAAGCAGACUGCUGCCACUACACACAGGAUGGAGCAGGUCCGAGCAGAGAUGGAGCAGCUGGAGACUUUCGACACCCAGCAGGUGGUGAAGCGACAAGAAGCCAACCAGCGCCUGAGGAGAGACCUGGACAAGUGCAGGAAUGGACUCCAUGCAGGACCUCCACCCACUGAGCCUCCAAAUGGUUCUUGUCCUUACGGUGAGUUUCUGAACAUCUCCGAGCCGAGGGUCUACACGGCUGGAGAGUAUCCAGGUUCCUACAAGUACGGAGCCUGGGGUCGAGAUCCAAAACCAGAACCUGGGAAGGAGAGCUGGCACUGGCUGGUUCUGAUGACAUCCAGCAACAGAUACUCCAACUACGUCCGCCAGUACCACAGUCUGAGCUCGCUCAUCGUGGGCCAGAGUGUUCCAGGUAACGUCCUGAUUUCCUCCUCCAACCCGACCACCAACACCAUCCAGGGUCCAAAUGUGGUUCUGUAUGGAGGAUCUUUGUACUACAACUGUUACAACCAACAUGCAGUUUGUCGAUUUAACCUCACCUCCAAAACCGUGACCAACGUAGAUCUUCCUCAAGGCACCAGGUAUAACUCCAAGGGGAACUUCUGCCACCUGGAUGAGUGCUACCCGUACACCGACCUGGACCUGGCCACAGACGAGUCGGGCGUCUGGGUGGUCUACACCACCACCCAGGACUUUGGUAAUCUGGUUCUGUCCAAGGUGGAGGAGGGCGAGCCGCCGAAGCUCAACCAAACCUGGCACACUUCAGUCUUCAAGCAGGGGGUGACCAACACCUUCGUGGCCUGCGGCGUGCUCUAUGCUACACGCUAUGUGAGCAAAGACGUAGAGGAGAUCUUCUACUCGUUUGACACGACCACAGGGAAGGAGAGGUUCGACGUCGGCAUCUUCAUGAACAAGAUGUCCACCAACAUCCAGGCCCUGAACUACAGCCCUGUGGACCAGAUGCUCUAUGCCUACUGUGACUCCAACAUGGUCUCCUAUGAGGCGAUGUUUGAGUCAUCAGGUGAUUCUUUUUAAAUGAUAGCUUUAAUGAUGUCAGCAAUGACUAGAAGCAUCAAGGUGGUGUGAAAAUAGCCUGCUUUAUAUGAUCGAUUUCUAUGGAAAUUCUGCAUCUUGAACAUCUGAGUUCUAGUGAUUCCAUCAGAACAACUGUACCUUUCUUCAUUGUUUCUAUUCAAUAAAUUCAUUUUUCAUCUUU
This is a messenger RNA of Amphiprion ocellaris (clown anemonefish), 1654 nucleotides long. RefSeq names its product olfactomedin-4-like. The coding region runs from base 70 to 1473 and encodes 467 amino acids. The transcript is spliced from 7 exons. NCBI's taxonomy places the organism in Eukaryota, Metazoa, Chordata, Actinopteri, Pomacentridae. Gene Ontology annotation, biological process: signal transduction. The record is from RefSeq and is a predicted model, not a curated record.